Messenger RNA from Thelazia callipaeda (thelaziosis nematode), 1203 nucleotides. NCBI's taxonomy places the organism in Eukaryota, Metazoa, Nematoda, Chromadorea, Rhabditida, Thelaziidae. The record is from the annotation of a GenBank genome assembly.
AUGAAUAAUAAUUAUUCAAGUAAUUUUACAGUAGGACAAAUUGAGGGUGGUUGGCGCGAAUGGUCUCCAUGGAACACGUGUUCCGUGACUUGUGGUCAUGGCUUACAGAGAAGAUGGCGCUUAUGCGAUUCGCCAAUUCCUAAAAAUGGAGGAAAUUCAUGUAAAGGCGAAUUUGUUCAAAGACAAAUGUGUUUUACCAGCCACUGUAUCGAAACAAGCACUGUAGCAAUUAAUACAAGUAACAGUAACUGCCUCUGUGGUUGUCUGCUUAGCAACGAAAAGGGUAGAUUUUUUGCUCGUACGUGUGGAAACAUGACAGACUGGAUAUUAAAGCCAUCUGGAAGAUUUUUAUAUUUAAAACUAACUUAUUCGUCAUUGGUAAUUAACAAAUUACGUAUGAAAAUUUAUCGUGGAUGGAAAAAGGAGGAAUUAGUGUAUGAUUCUGAAACGCAAAAAGUAGUCCCUAACGAUAGUUUGUUUUUCGCUAAUGAAGAUUACUUUGUUAUUUCUUUAAUGGAUAUUAACAACUCGUAUUCAAGCACUGAUUCUGGGUUAGAAAUAAGCUUCGAGUGGCAAAAUAUAACUGAUAUGGCCCUACCAGGCAUCACAUCAGGAUUUUUAGACGAUCACGCACUUCAUCCACGUAAUCUACAUUCUAUGUGGUGGUUUCUAUCAAUAGCCUUUUUUUGUAUCGUAAUUACAUUACUCCCACCAUUUCUAUGCGCUCAUCUUACAAUACUAAUUGUACAAAAAAAAGAUACUCGACGAACUCGACAACAAUAUGUUCAUAAAUUAUUAGGAGAGUCAAGAUUCGAUAUCAAUAUGAUACGAUCCCAAGAAACGGAUAUUACGGAAAUUCCGUCGAAUCCAAAUGUUGUCACGAAACGUUCUAUCGGCAUACAGCUUUCUGCUUGCUCAACUCCACGUUAUCCGCGAUACAGAGGUAUAUUUUGGAGUUCGCGAUCAACCCACUCACCACAAAUCACACCACGAAAUGACGGGCAUUCAUCGUCAUCAUUUAAUACAGAGAAUGACCUCGAGUACGACUACUAUGAACCCGCGGUACCAGGGUCAUUUCUUACAUCAAAUUUCAAUUUCUACUCUGAAAUUGAUAUUGAUCAAAUUAUUGGUGGCGACUCCGAGCUAUCACGAAGUCUGAUAUCAAGGAAUGACGCAUGUACACAAAUCGACAUCGAUACCUGA